Artibeus jamaicensis (Jamaican fruit-eating bat) is the source of this 2330-nucleotide messenger RNA. RefSeq names its product hydroxysteroid 17-beta dehydrogenase 12 (gene HSD17B12). Gene Ontology annotation, cellular component: endoplasmic reticulum. Gene Ontology annotation, molecular function: oxidoreductase activity. The transcript is spliced from 11 exons. Lineage: Eukaryota; Metazoa; Chordata; Mammalia; Chiroptera; Phyllostomidae. The record is from RefSeq and is a predicted model, not a curated record. The coding region runs from base 99 to 1037 and encodes 312 amino acids.
CUAUGGGUUGUCCUCACCGUCACAGCCGGAGCGUCUUCUAGGAUUCAUUCAUUAGUUUUUUUCUCAUUCACGAGGAUAGUGAGGCCUGGUUGAAAGCCAUGGACAGCGCUCUCUCUGCCGCCGGUUUCCUGUACUGGGUGGGCGCGAGCACUGUGGCCUACCUGGCCCUGCGCAUCGCGUACUCGCUUUUCACGGCCCUUCAGAUCUGGGGUUUGGGUCACGAGCCUGGGGUCGGACCGGGGCUCGGUGAAUGGGCAGUUGUCACAGGUGGGACUGACGGGAUUGGAAAAUCAUAUGCAGAACAGUUAGCAAAGCGUGGGAUGAAGAUUGUCCUUAUCAGCAGGUCACAGGACAAGCUGCAGCAGGUGGCCAGUGAAAUAAAAGAGAAAUUCAAAGUGGAAACAAGGACCAUUGCCGUUGACUUUACAUCUGAAGAUAUUUAUGAUAAAAUUAAAGCAAGCUUGGCGGGUCUUAAUGUUGGUGUUUUAGUGAACAACGUGGGGAUGUCAUAUGAGUAUCCGGAAUACUUUCUGGAAGUUCCUGACUUGGACAAUACCAUCAAGAAACUGAUAACUGUCAAUAUUCUUUCUGUUUGUAAGAUGACACAAUUGGUGCUGCCCGGCAUGGUCCAAAGGUCUAAAGGCGUGAUUCUGAACAUCUCCUCCACGAGCGGCAUGUUGCCGGUUCCACUACUGACCAUCUACUCUGCAACCAAGGCUUUUGUAGAUUUCUUCUCUCGGUGCCUCCACGAGGAAUACAGGAGCAAGGGCAUCUUUGUGCAGAGCGUCCUGCCAUUCUUUGUGGCUACAAAAAUGGCUAAAAUCCGAAAGGCAACUUUGCAAAUACCCUCUUCAGAGACGUAUGUGAAGUCUGCGCUGAAAACUGUGGGCUUGGAGUCCCGAACCAACGGAUACCCGAUCCAUGCUCUUAUGGGCUCGAUCAUCUCAAUCCUGCCUUCCUGGUUAUAUCUUAAAACAGCCAUGAAUUUUAACAAGUCCAUUCGGGCUCGCGCCCUGAAGAAAGCCAAGAAGAACUAGGCAUCGGCCACUGCGUCGGGCCCCUGACGGUGCGCUCCUGCCCAUGCGCAGCACCGCGGGUGCCCGCCCCCAGCUCCCAAACCCUCGGUUGUCGUUGCGAUAGUUCCCGAUGAGGCUGAAUGUGGUCAGAUUCGGGAAGAAAGCACGAGUUCCUGAUACAUAUAUUCUGGUUGCUGCUAGCAGUUAUUCCGUAGUGUAAUGGGAGUGCUCAUAUCAAUGGGAUAUAGAAUUAAUAUUAACAAUUUAAUAGGAAGGAACACAAUUACACUAAAUCAGAGAAUGAUAAGAGUGGUGCAUGAUCCCAACAGUUGCAUCUGGCCCAAAAUGCCAGUGGUGAUUCUGCUAUUUUCUCUGAAACGUACUUUUAAAAGUCAUGGCCAACUACUCACUAUUGUUUUUAACAAUUUGGGGGACUAGAGAUGAACGGACUCACUUAUGGGAGGACGUACAGCAAUUUGCAUAGUUCUUUGUAAGCUUGUCUGAAGGCUUGUCCCAGUUUGUAUGUCUAUGUGGAACUUUUCUUUUUCCCAAAGUAGUUAAGGAAAUAAAAAUAAUUCAUGAAAUUUGGAGGUUUUCUUACACACAAAGCCCAUGAAAAUAUGCUUUUAUCUAAUACUUAUUGGUUCUCCGUUUAAAUGUAUGCAGUUACUGAAUACUAUAGGGUGUGAUUUAUAAAGGUUAAUGGGCCAAAAUGUACACUGAGCCUGGUGGCCUCCUGGAGUGUCCCUGAAACCCUGACCCAGGAAAGGGGCCUGCGUGGACCUGCUGCUUUGGUUUCCACACUGCGGUCCCACUGCUCGCCUGUGUGACAAGAGGCUAUUCCCAGGACAAUGACAUCAGAGAAGUGGCAUCACACUUUUAAGUUGGAUUAGUUUGUUUUAAUGAGAGAUGAUAUAACCAUGGUGUUGAUUGAAAAUCCUUGGUGCUUGAACUUCAGGCCGUUUUCACACUGGCUUAAUAUAAAUUAAGUCUUCGGCCACACACCCAUUUGGGGAAAUUGCCAGGCAACAGUCUGUGUUGCGAAACGUGCCUUCUAGAAGGUGGGUCUCUCUCUAGGCUCUGGCCCUAAGCUUCUGAGUUUCAAGCACCGGUAAAUUAGAAAACCGUUUUCUUAAUUGGGAUAUUUAAGUGUUUCUAGCUUUAAAUUUUGUCAGCUAAGGACAUAAAACAAAAACAAAACCAAAUUUACCAUCGUUAUGUAAAAGACAUUUUGGCAUACAAACAGUAGGAGGAAUGUAAUCUCAGAAUAAGGGCUAGUCAUUUAAAUGGAAUAAAUUUAGCUUUAUGAAAACA